CCCGUCAUGCACUUUCAGAAACAUGGUGGCUGAGAACUUCCAUAACAUUGGUUGUGUCACUGUUAGGACAUUGUUGUAGUUGUGAAUGUAUGUAAGGACUAACUGGUGUUAAAGUGGAGUCUGCGCCAUGCCGAAGUACUACGACGAAAAAGAGGAGGAUGGCCGGGCCUGCGCCGGCGUCCGAGAGGACUUCAGGGCCUGUCUGAUGCAGCACGACUGCGUGGUGAAGGAGGGGAAGAUGCCCAGUGAGUGUCUGAAGGAAGGCCACUGCAAAGCCCUGCAGACGUCCUUCUUCGAGUGCAAGAGGUCUAUGAUUGACACACGGUCGCGGUUCAGAGGAAGGAAAGGAUAUUGAGGACUGAACCCUGGACAUCUGUAAAUACUUGUAUUUAUUAAAUCAUUCAUCAGCGUGGCUCACUAGGCCAAGGAUGUGCAUCCUCAUCUGAAAUGUGUCAAAAAGUGGGCAGUAAAGGUCUACCUAACGUUAAUCUGACAUACAACACAAGCAACAUGAAGCGCUGAAAACACGGGAGCUUUUUUUGAAUGAAUGUGUGUGUUUGUUGUGCUAUGAGCUGAUGUAAUUAAAGAAAUGGUACAAAAUAAAGAGUUCUUAUUCAAAUUUUAA
Gymnodraco acuticeps is the source of this 625-nucleotide messenger RNA. Its product is annotated as cytochrome c oxidase assembly factor 5. Gene Ontology annotation, cellular component: mitochondrion. The coding region runs from base 128 to 355 and encodes 75 amino acids. Lineage: Eukaryota; Metazoa; Chordata; Actinopteri; Perciformes; Bathydraconidae. Gene Ontology annotation, biological process: mitochondrial respiratory chain complex IV assembly. The transcript has 3 exons. The record is from RefSeq and is a predicted model, not a curated record.